AGCCUGUCUCAUCAGAGUUGAGACUAACACAUGACUUAUCACACCUACAGAGGCGUGGAACAGUCAGCACAAAGCCAGAGACUGAAAACAGCACACUUGCUUAUCGUUAACUACAUACAAGGGACACCAUGGUCGACCAGCUGACGUUCACUAAGGAGAACCAGGAGCGGAUCCACGCGGUUGAGAACUCAUUCGGGCCACUGGGGAGACCUCUAUCCCAGCCAGGCCGGGUUCUGAUCGGAGAGGGCCGGCUGAUGAAGCUGUGCCGCCGGGGUCCUCAGCCGAAAGUCUUCUUCCUCUUCAAUGACGUGCUGGUGUACGGAAGCAUCAUUCUGAAUAGACGCUUGCACAAAAAACAGCAGAUCAUCCCUCUAGAGGAUGUCCAGCUGGAGGAUUUGGAGGACAGUGUGAGAAUGAGGAACCAGUGGUUAAUCCGCACACCUCGAAAGUCCUUCUACGUGUCGGCCUCGUCGUACGAGGAGAAGCGAGCCUGGAUGGAGCACGUGGAGGAAUGCAAGUCCAGACUCCUGCAGAGCAGCGGGCGAACGCCUGGGUCAGCCUUCGCUGUGACCUGGAUCCCUGACCAGGCCUCUGCCAUCUGCAUGCGCUGCUCCGACAAGUUUUCCCUGACUCAGCGUCGACACCACUGCAGGAGAUGUGGCUUCGUGGUCUGCGGCGCCUGCUCCAAGAAGCGAGCCGUGAUCGCACACAUUCAUCCGACCAAGUGCGUGAGAGUCUGCAAUAUGUGUCACGCGAGUCUUUCGGGGACUGAGGCAGAAAAUCAAGAGACGUGUCGCGUGAGGGGAGACAGCACGGGGAAGAUGAGCUCGGAUGGAGACGAGGCGGAGGGGUCCAGUGAAGAGGAGGAGGCAGAGGAGCAGAUGGAGGACCUUAACCCCGGCAGGUGGAUGCAUUCCCAGAUGGACUCCUGGUCCCCCUAUAUGUACAUCAAGCCAGAGCAUUUGAAGCCCCGAACAUGCACAUAUACGAGCUGAACAUGUGUGUGUAAGAGCUGAAUCUGACUUUGGGAUAUUCCUAAACAUGGACUGAUGCUGACACAGCUCUGUGCUGUAGAAGCGAGUUAAAUUAUAUUCUCAUCCAGUUACAACCAUCUUAAGACAAUGAUGUAAAGAGUUGUGUGUCCUGUAUUUAUUUAUGUGUAUAUUCUGUCAUAACUACUUUUUUGAAACACUGUUGCGAUGAGUUCUUCUCUAAAGCACUUUAGUCUGGCCUUAUAGGUCUCACUACAUUUUAUUUAAGUCUGAUUUUAAUCACAUGAAACUGUUGAACUCUACGUCUGCCUCACUUUUGUAAUUCAAAUGGACAAUGAAUAAAAACAAAAAAGAAUUAAAGAAAAUAUUUGUAUGUGA
This is a messenger RNA of Labrus mixtus (cuckoo wrasse), 1370 nucleotides long. It is a transcript of the gene plekhf1, whose product is annotated as pleckstrin homology domain containing, family F (with FYVE domain) member 1. Gene Ontology annotation, molecular function: metal ion binding; phosphatidylinositol binding. The transcript is spliced from 2 exons. Bases 129 to 995 code for a protein of 288 amino acids. The record is from RefSeq and is a predicted model, not a curated record. Lineage: Eukaryota; Metazoa; Chordata; Actinopteri; Labriformes; Labridae.